Penicillium diatomitis is the source of this 873-nucleotide messenger RNA. Its product is annotated as class II aldolase/adducin family protein. The coding region runs from base 1 to 873 and encodes 290 amino acids. Gene Ontology annotation, cellular component: cytoskeleton. The transcript is spliced from 3 exons. The record is from RefSeq and is a predicted model, not a curated record. NCBI's taxonomy places the organism in Eukaryota, Fungi, Ascomycota, Eurotiomycetes, Eurotiales, Aspergillaceae. Gene Ontology annotation, molecular function: actin filament binding.
AUGGCACCCCCAACAGCCACCGAAACAGUAAACAACAUCACCAUGCAGGCGCCAGAAUCAUCCCAAGUGGCCGGAGUCGAAAAGGCCAAAGUCAAGAUGCAAAUGCCCGGAAUGCCCAAAUUUGACGAUAAAUACAAAGAGCGGGAGUUCCGGAAGGGUCGCCUGGCUGCUGCAUUUCGCAUCUUUGGCAAGUACGGGUUCGAUGAAGGUGUCGCCGGCCACAUCACCCUUCGCGACCCCGUAGACCCCUCCACAUUCUGGGUCAACCCCUUUGGCACGGCCUUCUCCCUGAUCAAAGCAUCCGACUUGAUCCAGGUGGACCACUCCGGCACCGUGAUCGACGGUGGACCUAACCGCAUGCUCAACGCCGCGGCCUUUAUGAUUCACUCUGCGAUCCACGCCGCUCGACCGGAUGUCCUAUGCGCAGCGCAUAGUCACAGCUUAUACGGCCGGGCGUUUUGCUCACUCGGUCGGCCGUUGGAUAUUAUCUCUCAAGACUCGUGUGCUUUUUAUAAUGACCACGUCGUCUACGAACAAUUCAACGGCGUCGUCCUCGCCGAAGAAGAAGGCAAAAAGAUCGCCUCGGCCCUCGGCACCAAAAAGGCCGCCCUCCUGCAAAACCACGGCCUGUUGACCGUUGGCAAGUCCAUCGAAGAGACCAUCUUCUGGUUCGUCAGUCUGGAGAAAUGCUGCCAUGCACAGCUUCUCGCCGAUGCUGCGGCCUCAGGACGCGGUGGGCAGACGGUCAAGAUUGAUGAUGCGGAUGCGGCGUUUACGUAUCAGACGGUGGGGACGCCGUUGGCGGGUUGGUUUAGUGCCAAGCCGUUGUUUGAUGUGAUUCAUAAGGAGACGGGAGGGGAGUAUUUGGAGUAG